CGUAAACAAACAAAUUUGUAAUUUAAUCAUUUAAUUUUUACGUUUUUCGUGCACUUAAUUUAAAAUUUGACUGACCCCGGUUCGAAAAUGUUAUAACAAUUGUAUGAGACUAAAAUACAAUAUUAGACAUUAGAGCUCUGGCCAAUGCGAAUUACUAAAUAUUCGUAAAUACAUUUUUUUGUUUAGUGAAUUAAGUGAUAAAUUAAUUGCUGAGCAUGUCUCUUUUUCCCGCCUACGGCAAUUCCCCGGCGGCCGUGAGUGCGAAAGAGACUCCCGAGAAGCCGGCGAAAGAGACGGCAACAACGGGCGAGGAUUGGAGAAACAACAGGAGUUACGACAAAAAGGAUAUAGACGAUGGGGAUAUAGCAACUAGGGGAGCAAAAUCGGACAGCUCCACGAGCAGCGACUCCUCCGAAGAGGAGGAGGAGGAAAAGGAUAAGGAUCAGGAGCAGAAGAAGCCAGGAGCCAAGAAAAAGGAUCAACCGCAAGGAAAACCUCUAGAAUUCGAUGCCAAAGAUGAGUUCUAUGUGGACAAAAAGGGCAACAUGUCCUUCAGGAGCCUUUCCAAGCUGACGAAACCCACACGACCGCGUUACAAGUCUCGGAUGCGACGUCUCCGGGAUCCGGAGGUCAAGCCAACUGAACGGGCGGGUCGCUCCAAGUUGUCCUCCUCCAAGAGCAGUCGCUACACCGCCAGGAAACCCCUCCCCACCGAGGCGCCCACCGCGGAGGAGAAGUCCCAGCUGCAGGAGCAGCUCAUGCAGACCCGGGUGCUCGUCCAGCGAGAGCCCAAGGUGCUGGACCACUGGCUGCAGCUCCACCGCCUGCUGGAUCUCAACUUGGACAGGGCCAACCGGCUGGCGGUGGCCGAGCAGGAGCUGCACCACCUGGAAACGGCCCUCGAGCACCAUCCCUCCAACGAGCAGAUCCUGAGGCUCUACACGGACGUGGCCAACGCCACUUACCCGGCCAGUGAGGUUGCGGCACGCUUUGAGAAGAUGCUGGAGAAGAACCCCUUCGAGUACACGCUCUGGACCUCGCUGAUCAUGGUCACCCAGGGCAACAUGGCGAGGUGCUCCGUGCCGGCGGUGCUCCGGAUCUACGCGUUCAGCAUGCGGCGCAUGCAAGUGGGACACACGGACGAACAGAGUCGCAAAUUUGCCACCGUGGACACGGAUCGCAUCAUGCUGAAGCUCUUCCACAACUGCGUGCUGUUUCUGCGCCAAUCGGGCAACAUGAACAAGAUGUUUGCCCUGCUGCGCCUGGAAAUGGAGCUGAAUUUCCCAGGCCUAACAGUCGAUUGCUUCGAGGCCUGCACCGCCAACGAGGAAUCGCUGAUCGAGUACGAGGAGAUGGUGCUGCGAUCGGGCAUGCCGAUGCCGGAGAUCUGGACGCGAGUGGAGCGUCUGCGCCAGGCCUACUGCUACCUGCCCUAUCCGCCGCUGGCCGCCUCGGCGCAGGACGAGGUCGAGCGGGGACUGGAUAGCCAGCGGUGCAUCUACAGCGACGACGUGGUGCCCUAUGCCCAUGCCCUCAAGUCGCCAAACAAUCGCUUGCAUCUGCUGCUCCUGGUGGUCCAGCUCACCAAGAUGCCGCUCGUUCGCAGCUCUUGUUUGGCGGAGAAACUAAAUCCCUGCAUCGACGAGUUCGGCGAGUCGGAGGCCAUUGAGAUGCUCUUCGCCGGCCUGGCCGACAGACCCACCUAUGCCGUGCCGCCAAGUGUCCAGCAAGCUGAGUUCGAAGCAGCCCUCAUCAAUUUGGCCAAGGAGCUGAGCGUAACGCCCAGCUUCAUGCCGCACUUCAUGGGCCACGAGCUGUAUGGGCGAACCAUAAGCGACCUGCUGCUCAAAUGCAUCGAAGCCUUCGCCGCCGAGGGCGAGGAGCUCAAGCGCCACGUGUUCCUGCUGCUUUGGCUGCGAUUCCAGCGACUCCUCGUCGUUCUGCACAAACUGAUGGGCAAACUGACCAAGGAGUAUUUGAGCGAGACGCGCCGCAGGAUUCGCAACCAGAUGAUUAAGCCGGAGAAUCGUUGCGUUCCACGUUUCUUCACCGAACUGGCCAUGUGCGUGUUCGAGGGCCAAGAGGUGGACGACAAUCGGAACCGGGCCUUCGACAUAUUCGAAAAGAUCAUCCAACAGGACUUCGACUCGGACAAGCCUUCGCGGGACGAGAUGUACGCCUAUCUGGUUUGUUCAGAGAUGCUGAUACGGCGCGGUCGCUGGAGCGAGGCCAUCCAUCUGCUGCGCUGCACGUCGAUGGGCAGACAUGCCGCCUCGAUGCCGCAAACACCUUGUCUUGAACUGAGUCUGAGGACUGGGCUCGAGUUGCUGGCGGUGGAAGUGCAACAGCUCGACUCAUUGCCCGCCGAGAUGCCUUUGGAGGAGUACUUCCUGCCCAACCGGCUGAUUAUGCUGUUGCGCGUGCGCUGUUUGCUCUGGCGGCUGGACGCUCGCAACGCGCAGCCAGACAGCCUGUUCGAUAAGCUGCUGACCUAUCCACUGGGCCCCAAGGAAGCCAAGGCCAGCGAGUGGCGGCGAUUCCUGCGGGAGCAGGUCAUGGAGGUGCAGAUCAUGCAGAUGCAGCUGCCUAUUCCGCGCGAGGAGGAUCGAGGAGCAGAAGAGGGGAACGUAAAGGACAAGGGUGGAAAAAGCAAGCGACUGGAUGAGCUGGUGGAGCUUGGACUGGAGGAGUUUCCGCGCAACCUGCUCAUGCUGCAGACCUUCUCCGGAUUCAAGACCAUGCUGUGGCACAAACAGCGCGCCCGAUUCAUUCGCACCGAAGCCGGAAUCGUUUCGCUGCUGCACUGGGUGCUGGCCGCCAAUACGCGCUUCGCCAACACGGGCGGCCACGAUGAGCUGCUGGCCAGCAUGGCGGGAUGCCUGCACAUGGCGGUGCGCAAUCGUCUGAUCAACAUGUUCCAGACCUUCCUGCCCACCAAAGCGGGACGCUCGGAGAUCGAGGAGGAGCAGUAUCGCAUUCUGCGCAGGAACUCGAUCUACUGGCGCCUGUAUCUGAAAUGUUUGACCGACACGAGGACCAGUUUCGAGCGCACCAAGGAGGCCCUGCUGAUGGCCAUCGACGAGUGCCCGUGGGACAAGGCCCUGCUGAUGGACGGCGCCACUGCCCUGCCGAAGGAGCAGUCCUUCCUGCAGGACCUCAUGACCGAGAAGGAGAUGCGAGUCUACGCUCUGGCCGAAGAGCUCGACAUGCUGCGGUCCGGCCACUAGCAGCCUGUUUAAUCUUACCCAUUGAGUUUCUAAAUAUAUACUUGUAUAUUUUCUGUAA
Messenger RNA from Drosophila takahashii, 3285 nucleotides. Its product is annotated as nuclear exosome regulator NRDE2. The record is from RefSeq and is a predicted model, not a curated record. Gene Ontology annotation, cellular component: catalytic step 2 spliceosome. Gene Ontology annotation, biological process: regulatory ncRNA-mediated heterochromatin formation; negative regulation of RNA catabolic process. NCBI's taxonomy places the organism in Eukaryota, Metazoa, Arthropoda, Insecta, Diptera, Drosophilidae.